This is a messenger RNA of Mangifera indica (mango), 932 nucleotides long. RefSeq names its product protein NONRESPONDING TO OXYLIPINS 2, mitochondrial-like. The transcript has 3 exons. The coding region runs from base 291 to 575 and encodes 94 amino acids. The record is from RefSeq and is a predicted model, not a curated record. NCBI's taxonomy places the organism in Eukaryota, Viridiplantae, Streptophyta, Magnoliopsida, Sapindales, Anacardiaceae.
CUUCCUUAUUUUUAUUGAAAAAUCCUCCUCUUGUUAAGAUAAGAGAGAGUUUCAGACUGAAAUUGUCAUCUCCAAUUUCUAAUAAAGUGUGUCCGUGAUUUUUCGAUCAUGAAACGCAGCGUUUUAAUGUCAUUGUGUUUUUGUUAAACCCGUUUAAGAGUUCACACCCGAUCCAUUCCGUCUAGUCGGAUCAAUGACUGUAACGACAUCGUUGUAACCAUCGAAACUCUUGUACUUUGACAAUAGGGUUUAAGCUCUCUUCACUCUCACAGCACUCCUCUGAAGCCGUAAUGGCUUCGUUAUGUAGAUCAGCCAUAGCCACAGCUUCGAAAUCUGUCGCUGCUCGAUCCAAAACCACAACCCUGAAGACCAUCAACCCAAAAUCCAUUUUUUCUGCUUUCUCUUCAUCCACCAGCUCCCUCCCUCGUGCCGCAAGGGUUGUUUCGAUUUUGGGGAGUGUUGAGUCACUGAUGCCUCUUCACAGUGCUAUUGCUUCUGCGCGGCUCAAGUCAUACAUUGCUGUUGAUUCAACCUGCUGGAGCUGGCUUUCUCAAGACUUUGCAGUUCCUCGGUGACACAAGCUUCAGUCUUUCCAAACUUAGUUGGCCUGCAUUUGUGGUUUUUCUUCUACCUCUGUUGGUUCCUUCAAUACUUUUCCAUUUCCUUCCCAUUCAUGGAUAGUGCUUAACUUAUCGUGUGGCACCAGAUCAUAUUCUACUAUGGUUGUUGAUACUAUAUCCUUUGUUUUCAUAAGCUAGAAAACCUUUUUCCCCUGCUUUGCAGGUCUUUACUUGCACACUUUAUCCUUUUUUUUUUUUUUGUCACCACACUAUCAUCAGGUAAUGCUUCAAUAACUGAUCAAAAAUUAAUGUAGGAAUGUUUCUUCUGUUCAAAUUUGGUAUAAACAUCAGAGGUUUUCUGUUUUGAAGUGA